GCAGAGGGGUUUUGCUAGUGUUUUCGGUGGGAGACAGACUUUCUCAGUCACUGCUGUCCCCUACAUUUAUCCUAUCUUGGCAUCCCCUAACUGACCAUACGUACAUAUUUUCAGCAUCCUUGUUAAGAUAGACAGAUGUAUAAGUUGUUGUUACAACUUUGCUAACUUGACAAAUGGUUCCUCUGAAGAGAAGGAAAGUGGUCCCAACGCAUUCUACUACCGAGAAUGACAACAACAACCAACCCACCAAAUUUCCCGGCAUUGUUAUUUUUCUUGUUGAGAGAAAAAUGGGAGCAAGUCGGAGGGCAUUUCUAUCUCGACUGGGACGUAACAAGGGAUUCCAGAUAGCGGAAAAGUACAGUGAGGCUAUUACGCAUGUUGUCGCGGAGAAUAAUUCAGGGGAUGAGGUCAAGGCCUGGCUUGGGAGUCAAGCUGGUUGCUCCUCGGCUGAAGAGGUUUACCUGCUGGACAUCAGCUGGUACACUGAAAGCAUGGCUGCAGGUACUCCUGUGGAUAUUCUGGAUAGACACAAAUUAGAGGUGAGCCAUGCUCAUCAGAGCCCAACUCUCCCAGCAGCUGCUACAAAGAGGUACGCCUGUCAAAGAAGAACCCCACUGAAGCAUCAUAACAUAUUCCUGACGGAACCUCUAGAUCUGUUGGCAGCGAGCGCUGAUUUUGCUGAGCACGAGGGCAGGAGCGUGGCGUUUCUCAGGGCGGCGGCCAUCUUGAAGACGCUGCCGAAAGCUGUGCGGAGGAUGGAGGAUCUGCAGGGGCUGCCGUGCCUGGGGGAGCACUCACUCCGGGUCAUCAAGGAGAUUCUGGAGUAUGGUUCAUCACAAGAGGUGGAGGCCACUAGACACUCUGAGCAGUUUCAGGCCAUGCAGGCGCUGACUGGCAUAUUUGGAGUUGGGGUGAGGACGGCUGACCGCUGGUUUAGAGAGGGACUGAGGAGUCCCUCUGAUGUGGCUAAAUCUGAACAAAGGCUCAACGACACCCAACAAGCAGGGCUGAUGCACCAUGAGGACCUGAGCCAGCGUGUCAGUCGUGUGGAGGCGGAUGCCAUUGGCCAGAUUGUGGAGAGGGCGGUGCAGGAGAUCCUACCAGGAGCCCAGAUCACCCUGACUGGAGGAUUCAGGAGGGGGAAGGAGACAGGCCACGAUGUGGACUUCCUCAUCACCCACCCUGAGGAAGGGAAGGAGGAGGGGCUAAUGCCUAAAGUCGUCCAAUGGCUGGAGGCCCAGGGCCUGUUGCUGUUUCAGAAGAUCACCAUGAACUCCUACCUGGAGUGCAAAGACGGCCCCGCCCGUCCCUCUAGCUCCAUGGACCGCUUCGAGAGGUGCUUCUCCAUCUUCAAGCUACACAACAAGACCCACUCCCAGUCCCCGUCCCAGGCACCAAGAGGCACAGUAUGCCCCCCGCCCCAUGCCCAGGCCCCAUGUGACGCCACUGGGGGAGAGAAGGAGCCCCAGCCCCAAUGCAGCUCCUCUGGGUGGAAGGCCGUCAGGGUGGACCUGGUGGUCAGUCCUUACAGCCAGUUUGGGUUCGCUCUCCUGGGCUGGACAGGCUCGAAGCUGUUUGAGAGAGAGCUGAGGCGUUGGGCAGGGAGGGAGAAGAAAAUGUCUCUGAGUAGCCAUGCUCUCUACGACCUCAACCAGAGAUGCUACCUGAGAGCCACCACAGAGGAGGAGAUCUUCAGCCAUUUGGGACUGGAGUACAUCCCACCAUGUGAACGCAACGCCUGAUUGGUCAUGAGGUACAUCCCACCAUCCCAUCGCAACAUCCAAUUGGUCAUGAAGUACAUCCCAACAUGCGAUCGCAACAUCCGAUUGGUGAAAGCGCCUUGUGUUGGGGCGGGGGGACUCCCAACUCAAGGAUGACUCAAAAGAUGGUACAACAAGUUGAAUCUGCAUCACUAAAUGGCUGUUUGAAAUCGAAAUCUGUGAUUGGUCUUGUGGUACAUCCCACCAUGUGACCGCAACGGCUGAUUGGUCACGGAGCACAUCCCGUCAUGCAGUUGCCACAUCUGAUUGGUGAAGUGCCUUGAGGGGGGAGGGACUCUCAACUCUGAGGUGACUCAGCAGAUGCUAGUAUGGCACGGAUUUGAAUUUGCAUCACUUGAAUGGCUGUUUAAAAUCAAAAUCUCAGACCACAAAAUGGCCGUUUGCCCCCCUCUAUAAACCGUUCCAGCAUUGUUUACAGAUUAGUCAGCGGAGGCUUCAUAUGACUCAGAGGAUAUUUUGCAGUGCUUGGUCAUUUUUUCGUGAGCUAUUGCCAUGUGGAGGGAAAGGGUGGAGAUGAAGAGGAAAUUUAUGAGGUUUUUUGUUGUUGUUGAGGCAAGUGCUUUUUGUACAACUUGUACAUUUUGUUCAGUCGUUAGGUUAUUCUAAUGGUCAGAGGUUGAAUGCGGAGCUCUAUUAUUUCUCUCCCUUUUUUGGAGCAUCUUUUUUAUUUCGUACAUACCCUAUUGCUCUUCUACAUGGGAGAGGAGAGGA
This is a messenger RNA of Engraulis encrasicolus (European anchovy), 2492 nucleotides long. It is a transcript of the gene polm, whose product is annotated as polymerase (DNA directed), mu. NCBI's taxonomy places the organism in Eukaryota, Metazoa, Chordata, Actinopteri, Clupeiformes, Engraulidae. Gene Ontology annotation, biological process: double-strand break repair via nonhomologous end joining. The transcript is spliced from 11 exons. The record is from RefSeq and is a predicted model, not a curated record. Gene Ontology annotation, molecular function: DNA binding; DNA-directed DNA polymerase activity. The coding region runs from base 174 to 1742 and encodes 522 amino acids. Gene Ontology annotation, cellular component: nucleus.